CUAAAAAAACACCUUAUUAAUUAAGAUAAUUUCCGAGGGGCCAGGCGAGGAAAACGCAUCUCGGACGCCGAUCCCUUUCCGAUUGGCCACUCUUGCCGAUAAAAACCUAUUGCCUCGUCUCCGCGCUCAUCAAUUUCUUCCAGUGCGAUCAGUAGAGAUUUUCUUAUUGCAUAAUGAGUUCAAGUAUCAUGGAUGAUGAUUGGGACUUGCCCAACUUCCAUAAUGAGUUUAAUUUGGUCCUCUUUGGAAAAACUGGAAAUGGGAAAAGUGCAACUGGAAAUAGUAUUCUUGGUAAAGAGGCAUUCUUGUCAAAGACCAGCUUGUUUUCUGUAACAAGUACAUGUCAAUUGCAAAGCAUUACAUUGAGGGAUGGUCGUCGUGUGAAUGUCAUUGACACUCCUGGGCUCUUUGAUAGUUCUGAUGAGGCAGAAGCUACUGGCAGGGAAAUUGUUCGAUGUGUAAACUUGGCAAAAGAUGGCAUUCAUGCAAUACUCAUGGUUUUUUCUGUUAGAUCACGUUUCUCAGCUGAAGAAGAGGCUGCAAUUGAAAGUCUAAAAACCUUUUUUGGCGAAAAAAUUCUUGACUAUAUGAUUGUAGUUUUUACUGGUGGAGAUGAUCUUGAAAGUAAUGGACAAUCUCUCAAGGAUUUCAUUGGUCACAAGAAGCACAAGCCUUUACAGAAAUUUCUUGAAUCUUGCAAGUCUAGAAUUGUUCUUUUUGACAACAAGACUAAGGAUGAGGCGAAACGAACUAAGCAAUUGGAAGGCCUUUUUUAUCUUGUUGACUCUGUUGUAUCUAGCAAUGGUGGAAAACCAUUUUCUGAUGAACUUUUUGAUGAAUUAAAGAAAGGAGCUUUGAGCGUCCAUCGCAAAGAAAAAGAGGUUGAAUCUGAGCAAGGAUAUUCUGAACAGCAGAUAUCUGAAUUGAAGAAAGAAAUAUCCAAGUCAUAUGAUCGUCAACUUGAGCGAAUUACUGAAAUGGUUGAACAAAAGUUAAAGCUAACAGUGGAGAAACUCGAGAAACAAUUGGCAGAAGAGCAAGCUGCUCGACUUGAAGCAGAGAAGGUAUCUCAAGAAGCAAGAAAGAGAUCGGACGAAGAUAUUAAAAACCUUAAGGAGAAGCUGGAGAGGGCUCAGAAGGAUGCUCAAGAGUUCAAAAUGCUCGCAGAGAGCAAGAACGCAUGCAUAAUUCUGUGAAAUGCACAUCACUAAUAUUCCAGUGUAAUUAUCAUUUCAACUAGGUCUAGCUCAUCACACUCCGAUUUCUAUAUCUUCUUUGGGAAACUAUGCACUAAACUUUUUACAUUUAUAAGAAGGUGAUUGCAUUAUGACACAGUUA
This is a messenger RNA of Zingiber officinale, 1338 nucleotides long. Its product is annotated as immune-associated nucleotide-binding protein 9-like. The transcript has 6 exons. The coding region runs from base 174 to 1196 and encodes 340 amino acids. The record is from RefSeq and is a predicted model, not a curated record. Lineage: Eukaryota; Viridiplantae; Streptophyta; Magnoliopsida; Zingiberales; Zingiberaceae. Gene Ontology annotation, molecular function: GTP binding.